This is a messenger RNA of Nematolebias whitei (Rio pearlfish), 522 nucleotides long. It is a transcript of the gene selenoe, whose product is annotated as selenoprotein e. The record is from RefSeq and is a predicted model, not a curated record. The transcript has 4 exons. NCBI's taxonomy places the organism in Eukaryota, Metazoa, Chordata, Actinopteri, Cyprinodontiformes, Rivulidae.
GGUUGUAGCCUUGUCAAAAGAGCUUCAACCUAUAAGUUCAUCCUUAAAAUGUGGGCCUUCCUGGUGCUCGCUUUUAUACUCACUGCUGGAGCAUUAGAAGCUGAAGACGGAGCCAUCGAAGAAAAGCCAGUCAUCGCUCGAGGCAAGCUGCUGGCUCCCAGUGUGGUUGGAUGAGGCAUAAAGAAAAUGCCAGAGCUUCAUCAUUUUCUCAUGGAGCGAUGGGCUUUAUACCACAACUUGGAGUAUGAUUCAUCCGAGGAGAAGAAUCCCCGUCUGGUGUUCUACAAUGAAAAGGACGAGGUUGUAAAGACCGUCCCUGUGAAGAAAAUGAAGGCAGACGAGAUCAGCAGCCUGUUAGACUCACUGGGUUUCUACAAGAGGUCCCAGAAAGGGGAAGAGGUACCAGAGGAGUUCCAGAAUUUCCCCCUGCACGCCCCCAGGGACGAGCUGUGACGACCCCUUGUGGUCAAAACCCUGCAUGUGCACCCCGGCCGCUUUGAUGGCGAGUGGGGCUCCAAGGCC